This is a messenger RNA of Pelodiscus sinensis (Chinese soft-shelled turtle), 942 nucleotides long. Its product is annotated as olfactory receptor 12D1-like. The record is from RefSeq and is a predicted model, not a curated record. Gene Ontology annotation, biological process: G protein-coupled receptor signaling pathway. Gene Ontology annotation, molecular function: olfactory receptor activity; G protein-coupled receptor activity. Gene Ontology annotation, cellular component: membrane. NCBI's taxonomy places the organism in Eukaryota, Metazoa, Chordata, Testudines, Trionychidae.
AUGGAGAACCAGACAGAGGUGCGGGAGUUUGUUCUCCUUGGCCUGACCAAUGUCCUGGAGCUACAGUACUUCCUCUUCCCUCUCUUCCUCCUGCUCUACACAACCAGUCUGCUGGGGAACGGGGCCAUCAUAGCGGUGGUCUUAGCCGAGCCCCGGCUCCACACCCCCAUGUACUUCUUCCUGGGCAACCUCUCCAGCCUGGACAUCUGCUCCUCCACCGUGACUGUGCCCAAGAUGCUGGCUGGCUUCCUCUCCCAGCAUCAGGCCAUCUCCUUGGCCGGCUGCCUGGUCCAACUCUACUUCUUCCACCUCCUGGGCAGCAGCGAGGCCAUCCUGUUGGCCGUCAUGGCCUACGACCGCUACGUGGCCAUCUGCAACCCGCUGCGCUACACAGUGGUCAUGAGCCCGCGGGCCUGCCUGCUCCUGGCCGCGGCCAGCUGGGCCACUGGUUUUCUCCAUGCCUUGAUGACCACGGUCAUGGCCUCCCGGCUGCGCUUCUGCAGCUCCAACCGCGUCCACCACUUCUUCUGCGACAUCAAACCCCUGCUCAGCCUGGCCUGCGGCAGCACCCACCUCAACCUAGCCCUGCUCAACGUGGAUGCCGCGGUCCUCGGCCUGAGCUCCUUCCUCCUCACGCUUCUCUCCUACCUCUGCAUCAUCUCCUUCCUCCUCGUGAAGGUCCAGUCACGGGAAAGCCGGAGAAAGGCCUUUUCCACCUGUACCUCCCACCUCACCGUGGUGUCUCUGUUCUACGUGCCAGUCCUUGGCAACUACAUGAUUUCCUCGCCGGGUUUCCCCUCCGAAAGAGACAUGAUCCCCACCCUCAUGUACAGCAUCGUCACGCCCGUCCUCAACCCUCUGAUCUACACUCUGAGGAACGAGGAGGUGAAAUCAGCACUCAAAAAAGUCCUAAAGCGAAAACUCUUCCCUAAAAGGACAUGA